Closterium sp. Naga37s-1 is the source of this 469-nucleotide messenger RNA. NCBI's taxonomy places the organism in Eukaryota, Viridiplantae, Streptophyta, Zygnematophyceae, Desmidiales, Closteriaceae. The record is from the annotation of a GenBank genome assembly.
CGUACCACUCACGAAGCUGCUGGACCGACGGGGUCUCACGGGAACGCGGCUGCUGCUGGCGCUGGCUACCACCAAAGCCUCCACGCUGCGCAGCUGCACCUCGACCAGCACCACCGCCGCCGCCACCUCCACCACUGCUGCCGCUACCUCCACCACCUCCGCCGCUGCCUCCACCACCUCCUCCGCCGCCACUGACGCCCCCACUCCCGGUACCACCCCCACCUCCACCGCCACCCCCUCCGCCUCCUCCACCGCCUCCGCCGCCGCCCCCGCCAUCCCCUCCACCACCCUUGCCCCCCCUGCCCUUGCUGUUGCGGCGCCUCCCACUAGGAGCAGACGCAACCCCGACCUCCUCAGUGCCAACGAGGUCAACAGCAGCAGCAGAAGCAACAGAGGGGAGAAGGGGGACAGGGGAACACCCCUCAAAGAAAGGGGUGCGACGGUCGCCGCGAGAAGCACCUACAGCUAA